This is a messenger RNA of Triticum urartu, 930 nucleotides long. The record is from RefSeq and is a predicted model, not a curated record. Lineage: Eukaryota; Viridiplantae; Streptophyta; Magnoliopsida; Poales; Poaceae.
UUGCCCAACUAGCAGAUCCGCUCUCCGGUCAAAACACACCUCUCCACCAUGGGCGACGGCGCCGCCUCCCACCCCGCCCGACGCUACAACGGCGAGGACCGCAUCAGCGCCCUCCCCAACGAUCUCCUCGGCGACAUCAUCAACCGCCUUCCCUUUACGGAUGCUGCGCGCACUGCCGCCUUCGCCUCCCAGUGGCGCCAGAUCUGGCGCUCCACCCCGCUCGUCCUGCGUGAUGCCGACGCCCACCUCUCUGAGGCCACGCGCGUCGCCACUGUCGCACGGGCCCUCGCCGACCACCCGGGGCCCUUUCGUACCGUGAGCCUCUUCGGCUGCACAGCCUCCUCCCUGGAUCUCGAGCUCCCAGAGUGGCCGCGCCUCCUCGCCACCAAGCGCAUCGAGAACCUCUCCUUCCUGAACAAGCAAACCCAGCCCCAGACCACCUUGUCGCCCCUCCCUGCUGACAUCCUCUGCUACGGCUCGCUCCAAUCCCUCUCCCUGGCCCUCUGGAAGAUCCCCGAUGACCUCCCGCUCGCCGCCAACGCCUUCCCCAAUCUCCGGAAGCUCGGCUUGGUACGGAACGACACAAGCGACCAGUACAUCCACCGCUUGCUUGCUGCCUGCCCUGAUCUGGAGUACCUUGGGCUCGUGCUCGAUGGUAAGCCCGAGCGCGUCCAUGUCUGCAGCCAAAGCCUCCGGUGCUUGCUCCUUGGGCUGUCCAAGGUGGAGGAGUUCACCGUGGUGGACGCCCCGCUCUUGGAGCGCAUCAUCUUCUUCAAGCCGCCUUAUGGUGGAACCGAUUGCGUGAGGUUCUGGAUUGCCUCGGCACCCAAGCUGCGGGUGAUCGGCUACCUGGAGCCAAGAAUUCACAAGCUGCAAAUCGGUGACAACAUCAUCAAAAGAAAGGGAGCUUUCAGCCUCCGCCAGAGAUGA